Molecule: messenger RNA, 4817 nt
Organism: Larimichthys crocea (large yellow croaker)
Lineage: Eukaryota; Metazoa; Chordata; Actinopteri; Sciaenidae
Gene: fanca
Product: FA complementation group A
Exons: 42
Coding region: 172-4482 (1436 amino acids)
Biological process (GO): interstrand cross-link repair
Cellular component (GO): Fanconi anaemia nuclear complex
Source: RefSeq, a predicted model, not a curated record
AUGAAAGCGAAGAGCGGGAGGGAGGAAAAGAUGGAGGAGAAGGGACCAAAACAGUAACAAGCUAAACAGCGACAGACCGGAGUCAUUAACGUAUUUAACUCAUUAAAACGACGUUAAUUGAUUAAUUAAAAACAUCUAGAAGCGUUUUUUAAACACUCAGCUCAAAGUAAAAUGUCGCUGAGUGCGACGUGUGAGUCGGUCUCUCAGAAAAGGACUCUGUCGAGCCUCCUGGCUGGUCGUGUGGUGAAGAGGCCGAAGCAGGAAGACGGCCGGCGGCUGCAGGAGGCGACGAUCCAGCUGUUGGAGCAGCAGCAGAACCUCUGCGGUCUGCUCAGGGAGGUCGGGAAUCCAGAUGUGUGCAACGUUUUACGCGCUGGAGAGCAGAAACAGGCCGACGGCGUCUCACCGGCCGUUUCAGGCUCACUGCUCGUGUGUGAGCUGAGGCGUCAGGCCUCGCGGACAGGUGUCCCGGUGGCGGCGUUGGCGGUGAAGAUGGUGCUGGAGAGACUUACGGAGAUCACCGGAACUGAAGAGGAGGAGGAGGAGGAAGACGAAGACGACAACGAGAGGAGACGGCUUCUCACUUCAUCUCAGCGAGUCCAGCUGUGCGUCCUGUUAGAGUCCGGAAAAGAACUGCUGUCACAGGGAGCCUUGUGCCCGAAACUGCUGUGGCAGGAGUACAGAAGAGAUCAGAGACUUCCCAAACUGGAGGUCGUGUACCAUCUUCACGUCUACAGCCUCGUCACUCUGAAGCACAUUUUAGAGAAUGACGACGGAGUUAGGUCGUGGUUGGCGUCUCAGUUGAAGACACUGUGCAGCUGGACGCCUCCACCAGGAGAAGACGAGACCAGACAAGUCCAACAGAAAGUGUUGUCAACUGUGGUUGGAGUCUUGGUGGGAACUGGUUUUGAACUGAGCCGUGAACCAGCAGGUCCAGACCGGAGGACCUCCCAGCUCUGCUGCUCGGUGCUGGACGACAUGCUCUUCUGGCUGCUCGACGCUGUGGAAAAGGAUCUGAUGCUGCAGACUGACGGACGAGGAGCCGAGCUAUGGAUUCGGAUAUUUGAUGCUUCACUCUGCGGAGUUUCAGCGUCCGCCGAUGCCCUUCAGCGAUUCUUCACACACUCCCUCACGCAGACACUCACCUACAAGCCUCGACUAACAGUGUCGGACGCCAUCACUCUGCAGAACGAGUGGACCUUUGCAAAAGCCAGCCGGCUGGUGACGUCUCUUUUCCGUAAGCUGGCCGUGAUGUUCAGCGUGGAGCAGCUGCUGCGUCACCUGCAGCAGGUUCUGGAAACCCACGAGGUGAACUGGAAACACGUCCUGUGCUUCCUGUCCACUCUGCUGGUGUAUAACCCGUGUGCCGAGCCCAGCCUGAGAGAGCUGCUGUCCCGCCUGCUGAGUUCUGCUUUCGAAGGCUACGACCUGGAGAACAUGAUCACCGCCUUCCUGUUGGCUCGACAGGGCGCGCUGGAAGGACCCGGCAUCUUCCCGUCCUACAGCGACUGGUUCAAGAUGUCUUUCGGUGGAGGAAGUAGCUGCCAUGCAGCCAGUAAGAAGUCUCUGGUGUUUCUGCUGAAGUUCCUCUCGGACCUGGUGCCCUUUGAACCCCCACAGUACCUCAAGGUUCACAUCCUCCACCCUCCGUAUGUCCCCAUGAAACACCGCAGCCUCCUGAUGGAGUACGUCUCUUUGGCAAAGACCAGGCUGGCUGAUCUCAAGGAGUCUGUGGAGGACAUGGGUUUAUAUGAAGAUGUUUCCGGUGCAGGUGGAGCCUCAGUGCAGUGUCAGGCUGUCCAGGACGUGGAGAAGGCAGUGUCUCUGUUUGAGAGCACAGGAAGAAUCUCUGCCACAGUCAUGGAGGCAAGUAUUUUCCGCAGGCCGUAUUUCCUGACGCGAUUCCUCCCGGCUCUGCUGAAACCGAGAGUGCUGCCGGUCAAAGCUGACGCUCGGAUGAGUUUCAUAGAAGCGCUGAAGAAAGCUGAUAAGAUCCCCGCAGCUCAGUAUUCGUCUUACGUGGAGUCCUGCCAGAAACAGAGGCAGCAGGAUUGCAGCACGUUAGUGUGUUUGGACACCAAUGAUGAUCCUCUGGAGGUCCUGAAGACUCAGCUGCAGGAGUUCACAGAGCUGCACGCUGAGGGAAAUGAUGGAGAGAUGUCGGCUCAGCUGUCGAGGAUCUCUCACACUCUGAGCGUCAUCUUCUCUGGCCGUCCCGACAAGCUGAUUGAACGGAGCGUCAUCAAACUUCACGCGAGCGCUCCUCCGCCGUCCUCUGAGCUCCACGUCAAAGCCGCCAACGAGAUUUUGAGAAACUUCUGCCAGUGCGUGUUAGACGCUUCACGAGCCAGUCCUCCAAACAAACAAAGCCUGUGGGCCUCCAGGUUUGUCAGCAUGCUGCUCGGUAACACUCAGCUCCUCUCCAGCCUCCUGCACAGACUCUGGGACCUGUUUCAUAACCAGGGUCCGUCGCUGAGCGCCGCCCAUGUACUCGGCCUGGCGGCGUUCGUGGUCCACCUCAACGUCUCCACGUCCCACGGUCCUCUGGUUCAGCUGGACCCGGCCCUUCUGCCUGAACCAGUACCCGUUGGAGACGCUCUCAGCUUGGCGCUGGUCUGCAGCACUCACGCCAACAUGCUGUUCUGCGUCAGGUUUUGCGUUGCAGCUGUGUGUUACGGGAUGUGCAGAGCGGACUCGCUGCCUCAGCUGCAACAGCAGGACUACAUCGUCACCAGCUUCUAUAAGAAGCUUCUCUACCUCAUCCCAAGACUGCUUCCUGAAGCCAGAAGAGCUCCCGUCACUGCUGCUGCUGGUCCAGUCAGUGAAGACGAGGAGGAGAACCUGCCCGGCCUGUGGAGCAGCGCCACGGACGCCAACAACAGCUGGAGGAAGACGGCGCGGCAUCUGUGGAGACACCCGGCCUUCACUCAGCUGGGACAGACGCCACGAUAUCAGCUGUCGUUCUCAGAGUGGCUGACCGAAGAGCUCAAAGUGCGGCGAAGCGAAGACGCUCUGUCAGACCCAGAACGUCAGGAGUAUCAGCAGUGGGCCUGUCUGGAGCUCUACCUGUCCUGCCCGGAGGAGCAGGGCGGCUGCGGAGGCGACAUGAAGAGCCUCUGUUGUCAUCUGCUGAACGCCAUCAUAGACCAGUGCUCAAGCGAUCACAAAGAAACAGGAACCUGUCUGCCAGACAUCCUGUCCAGAGUACAGGAGCUCGUCUAUGAGAUGGAAGUGACCGACCUCUCUGUCGGCUGUAGAAGCGGAUCCGAUGUUCGUGAUUUUCUGUUUGAGUUGGUGUCUGACAGAUGCUCGGCGGCGGCAGCGGCUUCACUGAGCGCCGAACUCCACACGCAACACACCGUGAACACGUGGAACAGAGUCCUGCUGGCUCUCCCGGCGGUGAUGUUCAUUAAAGUGAAGACUGAAGGCGGGAGGACGACUCUGGACACGGACCGGCUGAUUGAACACGUGAACCAACAUCAGAGGAAGGCGUGUUCACCGGCCGGCCUGCUGUCCUUCCGUCUGACGGCUCACCUCCUGAGAGGCGUGUUAUGUGCCGGCGUGCGCUGUGGACGCCCAGCAGACGAAGUCAACAGAUCCUGGUCUCAGAUCAGUCUACACUGUCCUCUGCUGCUCGUCUCCACGGCGCACUGGUGGGGGCGUCUCUCUCCGCUGUUGUUGUCGCUGUGGCGUCGUCUUUGUGAUGGAGAGUCGGUACCAAAGCAGCUGCAGCUCCUCGCUGACUGUCAGAUCUGGGCCUGCAGUUUAGAGAAAGGUCCGUCGUCAACGUCAGUGCCUGCAGCCUCACCUCUGCUGCUGGCUGCCAGUCUGCACCAUGCCUGCCGCUACAACCAGGACUUCAGCACCGCCCUGAAUAUGCUGCGACCAGAGAGGGUUAAUCAGCACCGACAGGUGCUCGUUUUUCUGCUCUUCCUGUGUGUAAACGACUACCUGUCAGCACUCUUAUAUCCUCAGGAGACGAUCCAUCAGAAAAGCAGGACUCUGUGCGCAGACCUCCUACCCACGUUGGUCGACUCUGCUGACUGGUUGCUCAUCUUCAAAUCAAACGAACAACAAGGUGUUUACCAGCCGAUUACCAUGGUGACGACGGAUGAGUUUACACGGCUGAUGCCUUGGGCCUUUUACAGUCUGCUGCUGCAGCAGAGCGCUGAGCUGCGACACAGAGCUGUGUGUUGUCCAGGAUUCCUUCAUGCCGCCGUCCUCUGCUACGCCAGCCUGCUGCAGCUUUUCCUGGACGGACACGAACUUCCAUCGACCAGCAAACCCUCCGACAAUCAGAUUCUCAACGACGCCAAGAAGUUUCUCCUGAGCGCGAUCGCAGAGACGUCUCCAGCCGCUCUGUCCUCCAGCCAGCUCACACAGCUGGAGUCUCAAUGUGCAGAUCUGGACCCGGAGGUGUCGGCGGCUCUGUCGGUGCACCUCAACCCUCCCAGCCUGAGCCCGGAGAUGGACUUCCUCUGAACGUGAUCUUCAGAGCAGAACCUCUGACGGUAACCGACGACACAGCUGAGAAACAAACACGUUCCCGUUGUUCAGAAAAACAGUUGAAACUUUGUAGAAAAAACAUUUAUUUACAUCUUUUUGUACAUAACUCUACACAUGUACAUCUGAAGCCCUUCACUGUUUACACACAAACUCUUCAAAAGAGUCUCAGCGUUGUAAUAACUUAAAUAAAAACAUGGGAGUGAACAUCGGAGAACAUUCUGCACAACUUAUUUGCAUGGCGAGGACUAACACGGCGCGUACAAGUGCUUCGUGUGUAUUUAUGUAACAAGAAUAUUGCAUUACGUUUACGU